ACUGAACUAGAACGAAGACUGACACGCAGUCCUACAGAUUAAAUAAUUUAUUUGCAAUACAAGUGCGACGGGUUAAGUCACUUGUCAGUUCGUUAUUGCAUAUGUGUAUAAAACAAAACCGUCCACAACCACAUCACAUUGUAAUCAUUGAUAACCACUAAUUCAACUUAUUCGUUUUAUAGACAUCGCCCAGUGUAGUUAAUUAUAUUUAGAGCUCUUCAAAUAAGAUAAUAAUAAAAUAAAAUGACUCAGAUUAGCGCAAACUGCAUGUGGCUGGUUGUCCUUGUAGCUGGAUCUUUCCGAACAACUUUAUCAAUGAAGUACCAAUGUCAACAGAAAAACAAAGAAUGCACGAUAAUAACUAACUGUACUUCUGCUUUGGAAGCUUUAAAAAACAGAGAAGACAAGUUGUUGAGAAUGAUGCAUUGUGGAUACGACGUGAGAGGCCCACGGGUGUGCUGUCCGGUUGAUCGCCCAAUAGUAUUUAGAAACGAUUCAGAGACAGCGACAAGCAGAGUCGAAACCACCAGUACGACACAAAACCCUGCUACAACUCCGCUUAUUACCACGUCGACAAGUGCCAGCAACGUAUUGAAUACAGCUAACGUGUUACCUUCUAUAAAAGUUUGCGGCAUCUCUGGCUCGGGUUUGGAUCGCAUUAUAGGCGGUUCGAUAGCUGCCCUUGACGAAUUUCCAUGGCUAGCUCGUAUUGCAACGAAGAGGUAUGAUAAACUGAAAUACACAUGCGGCGGAUCUCUGAUAACACAACAAUUCGUUGUGUCAGCUGCACAUUGUGUUAUUGACAGGAAAGUUGUGGCAGUACGGCUGGGUGAGUGGGAUACAGAAACAGAAAAGGAUUGCAAUGAUGAUGACUACUGCAGCGACCCUCCGGUAGAUGUCAUGGUCGUCCAAGUUAUAGUUCAUCCCAUGUACGAUAGGCGUCUGCAUAAUGGAGAUAUUUCACUUCUCAGAUUGGAAAAAUCUAUUAAUUACACAGAUUUCAUUCGGCCAGUAUGUUUGCCCACCACUGAAUUUGUGGCCAGUCAGGAUUACGUGAUCGGGACAUCGUUCACAACUGCAGGUUGGGGCCUCACUGAACUGGGAACGCCGUCAAUAAUAAAACAAAAGGUGGAUCUCGAUACAGUUCCAAUGGAUAUUUGUAAAGUGAAAAUGCCACAUAUUAACAAAUUGGACGUUGAUAAAAUAAUAUGUGCCGGUGGAAAACCUGGCAAGGACACUUGCAACGGUGAUUCCGGAGGUCCUCUCACCAAAGAUAUAACAAUUGAAUUUAAUACAAAUGCCUAUCUUUUCGGUAUCACGAGUUUCGGCUCCGCACGCUGCGGCGUCACUGAUACCCCAUCGGUAUACACAAGAGUAGCUGCGUAUAUGGAUUGGAUUAUUGCAAACAUUAACAAGUGAUAUCCAAACAAUGAUGUACGAAUAGGAUAUCCACAGAGGAUAAAUCAAGAUGUAUAUUACCAUUAUGACUGUGAUAGUAAAUUACGUAAAAAAUUUUUAGAUGU
Molecule: messenger RNA, 1523 nt
Organism: Papilio machaon (common yellow swallowtail)
Lineage: Eukaryota; Metazoa; Arthropoda; Insecta; Lepidoptera; Papilionidae
Product: CLIP domain-containing serine protease B9
Exons: 7
Coding region: 244-1419 (391 amino acids)
Biological process (GO): proteolysis
Molecular function (GO): serine-type endopeptidase activity
Source: RefSeq, a predicted model, not a curated record